Messenger RNA from Lodderomyces pseudojiufengensis, 1641 nucleotides. RefSeq lists its product as uncharacterized. Gene Ontology annotation, cellular component: nucleus. Gene Ontology annotation, biological process: regulation of transcription by RNA polymerase II. The record is from RefSeq and is a predicted model, not a curated record. Gene Ontology annotation, molecular function: transcription cis-regulatory region binding. The transcript has a single exon. NCBI's taxonomy places the organism in Eukaryota, Fungi, Ascomycota, Pichiomycetes, Serinales, Debaryomycetaceae. The coding region runs from base 1 to 1641 and encodes 546 amino acids.
AUGGUGGAACAAUCAUCAAGUUCGGUUGGUGAUAUUAAAGAAGAAGUUACAACGGAUCCAAUUUUUCAAAAAAUAAUCCAAUCAAAACAACAAACUUCAACUCAACAAAGUCAAGAUCAAGAUCACAAUCAAUCAAUCAAUCUGAAACAACAACAAGAUCAAGUGAUACAACAACAAAAGCAAUUGAACUUACAUCAGCAACAGUCACAACAGCAACAACAACAACAACAAUUACAACAGCAACAGCAACAACAGCAACAAUUACAGUAUCAACAUGAAUCAACGAUACUGCCACAAGUUGAUGAUACUCUACCAACCAACCAAUUCGGUAAUCUAACUAAAUCACAACGAAUGGAUUUAGCUUAUGAUUUUCAUCAAAAGAUUUUAAAAUUACCAAUCGAUCAAAGAUGGUCAAAUCGUAAAAUUGCUAGAUUUCAUGGUAUAAGUGAAGGAGGAUUAAGAGCUCGAUUGAAAAGAGGUAGUCGUCAACCAGCUGUUGAACAAGCAUUAGAAAUGAAUCAAGAUGAAUUGGCAUCAAUUGCAUCAUCUUCAAUUAAACAUAAACCAAUUAUGUUUCAAAAUGAUGAAAUUACAUUAGUUAAUUUAUUAAAUGAAAAAAAAUCUAAUAAUGAAUUUUUUGAUGAUCAAUAUAUAUUAGAAAUGGCAAAUUGGAUAAUUAAAUCAAGUUAUGAAAAAUUGACGAAAGAACAAGAUGAAAAUGGAAGUAAUGGAACAGGAACUACUCAAUUGAGGGAUGCAUUUCUUGCUCAAAAGAAUGAAUUGAAUAAUUUCGUAGAUAUGGCUUGGGUAUCUGCAUUUAAAAGAAGAAAUAAAGCAUUAUUCAAAAAAUCCAGAAAAAAUAGUAACUCAUCAUCAUCAACAAAUAAGAGACGGAAACCCUCCAAUGCGACAGCAACUCCCACUACUACAACAGCUCUUCCUCCUCCAACCAUCUCUUCCUCAGAGGAAGAAGUAGAAGAAGAAUUAAAUUAUGACCCAUCCCUUCCAGAACCAGAACCAAUGCCAAAAGAAGAAAUUGAAAAACUUUCUAAAACAGAACGAAUGGAAAAAGCUUAUAUAUUCAAUCAACUUCAACGUGUAUCUUUACCACCUAAAAGUCGAUGGUCAAAUCGUAAAAUUGCAAAACAUCAUGGAGUGAGUGAAUCAGGAUUACGAGGAAGAUUAAAAAGAGGCAAUGAAUCAUCUAAUGGUCAUAUUAAAAGAAGAAAAUUAAAUGUUGACGAAGAAAAUCGUAUAAAAGAUCAUAUUAAAAAUGUUAUUGAUAAACCUAUUACUUCAACAAUGAUUACAAAUAUUGCUAAUUCAAUUUUAAAAGAUAAGAAUAUUAAUGAUUCAAAUCAAUUUGUUACAAGAAGUUGGGUUAGAAAUUUUAAAAAAAGAAAUCCUGAUUUAAAUUAUCAAAGAAGUUCUCAAAAGAGUAAUGAUGAUAGUAACAAUAAUAAUAAUAAUGCAGAUGAAGAUGAAGAUGAUGGUGAAAAUGGUGGUGAAGAUGAAGCUCAAUAUAAUGGAAAUGAUGAAACUGACGAUGAAGUUGAUGAUCAUAAUAAUGAAUUUAGUGCUCAAAAUUCUAAUAAUAAUAAUAGUAAUAAUGCUGAUGUUAAAAUUGAAGUUGGAAAAUAA